AUGGGCUUCUUCAGCACCCACGCGUCUGGGACGCUCGACCCUCCCGAGGUGCGCAACUGGCGCAUUCACUUGAUUGCGCUCGUAGCCAGCAUGUCUGCUUUGGCCAUGGGUUACGAUACGGCGGUCAUUGGAGGAACCAUGGCGUUGGACUCCUUCCGACGCGAUUUCCACCUCGACGAAGUCAGCACCACCAUGCGCGAUACCAUCCAGGGCAACAUUGUUUCCACUUUCCAAGCCGGCUGCUUCUUCGGCGCUCUAUUCACAUUCCCUAUUGCUGAAAAGUUCGGACGAAGGAAAACGGUUAUGCUUGCCGGAACUGUCUUUCUUCUCGGUGGAACCCUCAUGACCGCAGCCCGAGGAAGCCUGAACAUGAUUUACGCCGGGCGCGCCAUCGCCGGACUCGGAAUUGGAGCCUCCUCACUCACUGUCCCCGUAUAUAUCGCCGAGACCGCGCCUCCUUCCAUUCGUGGCCGCUUGGUCGGUAUCUUCGAAAUCGCUUCCCAAGGCGGCGGCAUGCUGGGCUUCUGGAUCAACUACGCCACCGACAGGACAGUAAACGUGAACAACCACGCGCAAUGGAUCAUCCCCCUCGGUCUGCAACUGGCGCCCGGUCUGGGUCUUGCUCUCGGUAUGAUCUGGUGCCCUGAGUCCCCUCGUUGGCUCGCUCGCGGAGACCAUUUCGAGGCUGCGGAGAAGAUUCUGGUCAACAUUCGUGGCCUGCCUGCAGACCACGAGUACAUCCGUCGCGAAAUGAACGACAUCCGCACCCAGGUCGAGGAACGCACCAACAACCGCAUGACCAAGAAGCAGAUGUUCCAGAAACUCUUCCAGAAGGGCAUCCGCAACCGCAUGGGUCUCGGCAUGGCUCUCAUGUUCCUCCAGUCUUUCACCGGCGUCAACAUCAUCACAUACUACGCGCCCCGCAUUUUCGAGAGUCUGGGUAUCUCUGGAACCUCCACUAAGCUCUUCUCUACUGGAUUCUACGGUAUCGCGAAAACCUUCGGCAUGUUCCUCUUCACAUUCUGGGUUGCUGAGCGUGUUGGUCGCCGUAAGGGUCUCAUCUGGGGAUCCGCACUCGGCUGUAUUCCGAUGUUCUACAUCGGAGGGUAUGUUAUGCGCGCCGACCCCGCUGCAAGGGCUGCAGCCGGAAUCGUCGAACGUGAUGGAUGGGGAUACCUCGCAAUGGCGUGUGUAUACAUCAAUGGUGUCAUUAUUUGCGCCACAUGGCAAGGUAUCACUUGGCUGUACGCCUCGGAGGUCCAGACCCUUGAGAUCAGGAUGUUGGCAGUGUCCAUCACCACCGCCACCACCUGGCUUGGUUCCUUCAUCAUCGCUCGCUCCACGCCCUACAUGAUCUCGGAUCUCGGUUACGGAGCCUACUUCUUCUUCAGUGCCAUCCUCGUAUGCAUGGGUAUCUGGGCAUUCUUCUUCGUUCCGGAAACAAAGGGAUUGACUCUCGAAGACAUGGACACGCUGUUCAUGAACCCGACUCACAAGACCGUGUGGGCGCAAAUGAGGGGCAAAGACGUAGUCUCGGCCGGACGUGCCAGGUCGCCAUCCAUCACCGACGAGAAGUUCGAGGCAAACAUCGAAGCAGCCCAGGUUGAGCGCACCAAGUCAUGA
Colletotrichum karsti is the source of this 1623-nucleotide messenger RNA. RefSeq lists its product as uncharacterized. Gene Ontology annotation, biological process: transmembrane transport; carbohydrate transport. The record is from RefSeq and is a predicted model, not a curated record. The coding region runs from base 1 to 1623 and encodes 540 amino acids. The transcript has 5 exons. Gene Ontology annotation, molecular function: carbohydrate:proton symporter activity. Lineage: Eukaryota; Fungi; Ascomycota; Sordariomycetes; Glomerellales; Glomerellaceae. Gene Ontology annotation, cellular component: membrane.